Molecule: messenger RNA, 471 nt
Organism: Peronospora belbahrii
Lineage: Eukaryota; Oomycota; Peronosporomycetes; Peronosporales; Peronosporaceae
Source: the annotation of a GenBank genome assembly
AUGGGACGACUGAGUAAGACGCCGGCAGUAUUAUCGCUUAAUGGACAACCACAGGUGACGUUAUACAUGAAUACAGACAAUAAUGAUAACAAUAUGGAGCAAAUACACCAUACAGAGUCAUCCAUAAUUGUAGGUGAACCAACACUAGAGCUUAUGAAAUUACUUGGAUCUUUAGUCCGAUUGCGUAUCUCCGAUGGUCGUGUGAUUCUGGGACGUUUUCACUGCUUUGACAAGCAACAGAAUGUGAUUCUAAAGGAUGCAAGAGAGUUUGCACCUACAGUUAUCAAGACGGCAACGACGACUCUUAGUAAGAGUAAUAAGGAUAAAGAAGCUAUGGCUGCUCAAGCAAAGGCACGAGAUCAAGAGGAAGAAAUGCGUUUUACCAGUUUAGUAUUGCCUUCAGGUAGUCGUUCACUUGGAAUGACACUUGUACCGGGCAAACAUAUUGUAUGUAUGAAGGUCCAGUGCUAA